This is a messenger RNA of Meloidogyne enterolobii, 1281 nucleotides long. Lineage: Eukaryota; Metazoa; Nematoda; Chromadorea; Rhabditida; Meloidogynidae. The record is from the annotation of a GenBank genome assembly.
AUGGGUUUUCUGCUACUGUUAUUUUCCCAACCUAAACAACAAAAUUUAAAUAAAGAAAUUGAAAAUUCACCAAAAACUCCCUCCCCAUUGAAUGCUUCAGAAUAUUUAGAUUUGGAGGAAGAGAGAAGAAAUGGACCUAAAAGCAUUAUACGUCUUGAAAAUUGUGGAUAUAAUUUGAAAAAUCCCAAACAAAAACGAAAUUCCAACAACCGAAAAGACAGUAUUAGACCAAUCACAAAUUCUUCUUCCUUUGUAAAUACAAAUGGACCAUUAAAAAUAACCGUAAAUGACGAUAGUGGUUAUGAAGAUUCUACUUUAGACCCAAAUGAUUUUAAAUUAAUAAAUAAAGAAAGUCCUCUUCAAAUGAGAAGAUUUCAAACAAACACAAUGGAAAAAGUUUUAGAAAACGAAAAUGAAAAGAUUUAUGGAGAAUUUGAAUGUCUUGGACAGCAAACUAUGUCCACAUUAAGGCCUCGUUCAACAACUGCAGAAUUAUUUGAAAAUAUUAGAAAAAAUCGUUUUUAUGAUAUUUUGCCUUUUGAAUUUAAUCGAGUAAAACUUAAAUGGACAAAUAAUGCUUAUGGAGGUACUAACGGAUGUAGCGAUUAUAUUAAUGCCAGUUAUAUUAAAACAGAAGAAAGCAAAAUUAAUUUAACAAUUCCAAAAUAUAUUGCCGCUCAAGGACCGAUAGGUCAAUCAGAAGCUGUGGACGGAAGAAGAGUAGAAACUGUAAAAGAUUUUUGGGAAAUGAUUUGGCAAGAAAAUAUUAAUUGUAUAGUUAUGUUAACACAAUUAUCUGAAGGUGUUAAGCAAAAAUGUGCUCAAUAUUGGCCAGAAUGCCCUGGAGAAUCAGAACAAUUUGGAAAUGAUUUUACUGUUCAAUUUUAUUGUGUUACAGAGGAUGAUAUUUGUAUAAAACGAGAACUUUGGUUACACAGGAAAGGAGAAAAAGACAGAAAAUUAUUCCAAUGGCAUUUCAAAGAAUGGAGAGACGCCUCUAGCCCAACAGAUGUUGAAAAUCUUUUAACUUUUAUUGAAGGAAUUAGAGAAUCUGAAAGGAAAAAGCCCAUAUUAGUGCAUUGCAGUGCUGGAGUAGGAAGAACGGGUGUUUAUAUUGCUUUGGAUAUUUUAUUAGAUAAAUUGGAAAAGGACCAAUUAAUUGAUGUAAAAGAAACUGUCAGCAAAUUGCGUUCGCAGAGGAUAAGUAUGGUAAAUAAUGCUGAACAAUAUGUUGCCCUAUACGAGGCUAUUGCUUUUGCUAUUAGGAAAAAGUCUAGGUGA